AUGGGACGGCCAUCGACCAACGCCUCAAGCAACAGCAGGAAUUCCACAUCACUCAAAUCGCCCCUCACCGCUACUUCGUCGUCCAACCGAACGUACCCCCACAGCAUCAUCGCCGACGAGGGCGAGUGUCCUCUGUCCAAUGACAUCUGGUCACGGUCCGACUCGGACGAUUCAAACGACGAUGCAGAGGUCGUUCCUGCGCCCUCUGAACGGAUCAGCAAAUCCUACAGGCGCUAUGGCUAUAUCCCAAACAAUCAGCAAGAGCAAGACAGAAACGUGCUGCAACAUGAGAUAAUAAAAGAACUUUUCGACGGGAGAUUCCACUUGUGUCCGGCGAGACGGCCAAAAACCGUGUUGGACAUCGGUACCGGGCCCGGCCUCUGGGCACUGCAAAAUCCACGAAGUUCUGUUUUGGGAAUCGACUUGGAGCCCGUCAAGCCGCCGUAUCUAGUGUCAAACUGCCAUUUCCAGAUCAGGGACGCCACGGAAGAUUGGGAUCUCAACACGACUUUCGAUUUUGUCCAUGCCCGGAUGCUGGGUGACUUGCCAGAAAAAGAACGUCUUGUGCAAUCUGUUUGGGACAAUCUCAACCCAGGAGGCUGGGCUGAGUUUACCGAGUGGAUCGUCCUGCUCCAGUCGCCCAAUCACUCUUUCGAAAACACCUCGUUCCACAGAUGGAACCAGCUCAUGUCCCGAGGAAAGUUCUUGCACCAGACCAUCUCAAGCUUUGCUAAUUCUGACUUUAUAGGCCUCAAAGAUCUCGGCAGCUCUUUGUAUUACCCGACCCAGUACAAGCCGCUUCUUGAGAAGGUUGGGUUCGAGAACAUCACGGAGACCAAGUAUGGUGCCCCAACAAAUGCGUGCUACCCGGGGAAGAAAUUACAAAAGAUCGGAACCAUGAUGACCAAGAACUGGAAUACAAUUAUCGAGCCACUUACGCUUUCAGUAUUCAUUGACGGACUGGGCUGGACGGCAGAUGACGUGAAGAAACUUUUGCUGAACGUCAAGAGGGAGAUCCCAGAUACGAGAUAUCACUCCUUCAUGACGCUAAUGACUGUCUACUGUCGGAAACCUCGCGUCGGCUCAGCUUCUACAUCUGUGUCCUCGUUCCAGAGCACGCCUGUCCCAGAGCACUCGACCCGGCGGUCGACCGACCAAUUACAGCACAUAGCCGAGGGCCAGGAACCAUCUUCUGCCUGA
Diaporthe amygdali is the source of this 1200-nucleotide messenger RNA. RefSeq names its product methyltransferase domain-containing protein. The transcript has 7 exons. The record is from RefSeq and is a predicted model, not a curated record. NCBI's taxonomy places the organism in Eukaryota, Fungi, Ascomycota, Sordariomycetes, Diaporthales, Diaporthaceae. Gene Ontology annotation, molecular function: methyltransferase activity. Bases 1 to 1200 code for a protein of 399 amino acids.